AUGGGGUGUCUACAGAUGUCAAGCUUUGGCUUCCAGGAUAAGUGGAUUAGGUGGAUGAAGGCGUGUAUACAAUCAGUUAAAGUUUCAGUUCUUGUUAAUGGUUCCUCGACUAAUGAAUUCUGCCCAGAAAAAGGACUCAGACAAGGGGAUCCGUUGUCUCCUUUUCUUUUUAAUAUAGUGGCUGAGGGUUUGAAUAUAUUAUUUCAAAGAGCUAAAGCAUUGGAGUUAAUCAAAGGUGUUGUGAUUGGCCUAAGGAAGGUUAAUGUCACCCAUUUGCAAUUUGCAAAUGACACAAUUGUGUUCUGUGAGGCGGAAGAGAAUGACAUUUUGAAUGUUAAGAGAAUCUUGAGGUGUUUUGAAGUGCUUUCUAGAUUGAAGAUUAAUUUUCAUAAGAGUUUAGUUUGUGGAGUAGGUGUACAGGAGGCUGAGGUAAAUGUUUUCGCCGGAAGAUUGAAUUGUAUGAUCCAGAAGUUACCUUUCAUGUAUCUGGGUUUACCACUGGAGGCCAGCCCGAGGAGGAAAAGCACAUGGUUGCCGGCCAGGUUUUUGUGGGGAGGUUCAAAACUCAAAAAAAAGAUCCAUCUGGUAAAAUUGGAGGAGGUUACCAAAACAAAGCACUUGGGAGGUUUGGGGAUUAAGAAAUUGAAGGAAGUUAAUGAUUGUUUACUAGCCAAAUGGUGGUGGAGAUAUGGUAGUGAGGACCGUGUGUUGUGGAAAGACAUUUUGAUUAGUAAAUAUGGCAACUCUGGAGGAAGGUGGAGACCAAAUUCUCGUAGCAGUGCCCAGUGUUCAAGAGUCCGGAGUGAUAUUCUCAGGUUGGAACACAACAAUUCUAACCUAUUUUGCUUCUUUAUGGAUAAUUUUGUCAUUCAAGUAGGGAAUGGUAAGAGGGUUAGAUUUUGGGAGGAUAGUUGGGCUACCUACAAAUGCUUGAAGGAGGAUUUUCCUAGAUUUGAGUUGUCAGUAGAAAAAGAGGUCACUAUUAAACAGAUGAUAGAUAAAAGAAAUGGCUUAUCUGAAUGGAAGCUGAGUUUUAGAAGGAAUCUGAAAGUUAGGCAGGAGGUUGAGAUGGAAAGACUACAGUCCCUUUUGCUUUCAUAUGACCCAUCUUUAUCAGAAAAAGCUGAUUCAUUGGCUUGGCAGGCGUCAUCUUCAGCUCUGAGGUGGAAUCAGGGUGUCAUGUUCUGGUGCAGUGCCCUUUUGUUUGGAGGAUCUGGACAAAUUUGCUGA
Molecule: messenger RNA, 1230 nt
Organism: Camellia sinensis
Lineage: Eukaryota; Viridiplantae; Streptophyta; Magnoliopsida; Ericales; Theaceae
Source: RefSeq, a predicted model, not a curated record